Xyrichtys novacula (pearly razorfish) is the source of this 12777-nucleotide messenger RNA. The record is from the annotation of a GenBank genome assembly. NCBI's taxonomy places the organism in Eukaryota, Metazoa, Chordata, Actinopteri, Labriformes, Labridae.
CUUCUCACACUUUCACGUGGAGUUAUGUUUAUGAUUUUUUUCACCUCCCGGCUGAUUCAUAAUUGGAUGGAGACACCUCUGCAAACACUCAUACACACGCGCGCACUGAUGAAAGUGUGUGUUUUGGAGAGAGAGUGUUUGUGUGUGUGAGUGUGAGAGAGUGUGUGUGUGUGCAUACCAAGAGAAAAAGUCAAGCCACAAAAGAAAGCAUUCAGAGUGGGAGUUGCACGCGGUCGGUCGGUCGGUGGCUCGGUCACCUCCAUGUUUGUUCCUUCUCUCCUCUGCAGACUGAUCUUUGAACCUGAUCUGCUCCAGAUAGUCCGGACUGAUCCCUCAGAGAACUUCAGAGAGAGACACAGAGCAGCAGCUGCAUGAAGUGACUCCACAAAAUCUGCUUUCAGGACCACUAAGACCCGGUUUCUGCUGCCAUGGAUCCGGUUCUGGACUGUGAUCUCUCUGCUCGGACUUCAUGAUGUUUGAGAAGAGCAGAUUCACUCACUGAAGAGGAAAAAACAAACAGCUGCAGAGAUGUCGAACUUUAGUUUUUUAAUAUUGUUGUUGUUGGUCUCUGCGAGUCAGAGUGUGAACGUGACUGAUCAGAGUGGACACAGUUUCCUGGAGGAUAUUUUACGGUAUUAUGGUGAAAAUAAAUCAAUUUCCACGGAGAACCUGGAGGAUUUACUGCUGCUGAUCUCAGCCAGGAGACCUGCCUCUCUCACCGAGCACAAUCCUCUGGAAAACAAGGAGGUGAGGAGAACAACAACAGGGUUUUACUGUAAUAUCUGUUUAUUUCAAGGAGUUGACAUUCAUUUAGAAACCUUCUUAUGUUUAAACUGGCUUACUAACCUCAUUUUUACUGAAUAAUUCAAUGAAAAAAUACCAAUUUGAUUUACUGUCUGUUUAUUAUAAUAUUACAGUAGAAGUUAAACCAUGAUAAAUUCCGUUAUAGGGUACCUUUUUCCGCACUUUUAGACCUCUGUUUGACAAAAAUGUCAUUAAAUCCCUUUUUAUUACAGUUUUAUCCUCAAUAUAUUUUAAUCUUCAACAGUAAUUUGGCCUUUUAUUGUGUAUGUAUCUUGAAAUAUGUUAAAAAGACACAUUUAAUGCCUCAUUUCCAACAUAUAUUUACUUUUGUGUGAAAUGCUUUUGCUUUUUAGUGGUAUUAUUGCAUUUUUGGAUGCAAAAUACUUUACCAAAUUUGCCAUUAAAGCUUAUUUAUGCCCUUUUUCUUAGUUUAGUUGCUUUUUCACAUGUUAUUAUGCCUUUUUGAUAUUAUUAAUGCAUGAAUAGAUUUAAGAUUUGUCACUUUUUACAUGUAGGUUUUGCUAAUUUACCUCUGUCAAUUCAAAAGUGUAGAAAAUGUAUCAGUAAUGCACUUUUUACCCUCUUUUAUAGCAUAAUUCUUUUCUUUCUCACCACAAGAUUUGCUUUAGGAUGUUUGAAUAUAUUUAAAAUGCAAAAAUGUGGGAUGUAAGAUUCAUUCAGACACUUUUUUCCCAGUAUGAAAUAAUUAUAUAUUUUUUCAGAUAGUAGUUUUUGCUUUUUGACGGCUUUGAAACAUAUAAACAUGAGGAAAUGCUCUCCUUAUGCAACUUAAAAACAGAGUUAUUAGUAUUUUUUACUUUUUUAAAUAUUUUAGAUACAUUAACAGGAGCAAAGUUGUGAUGAAACAUGUCAGUAAAGUAGCUUUUAGCCACAAUUUUAUCUAUUAUUUCUUCUUCACUGGUAAUUUUUCAACUUGGUGUUCUUUGUGUAUUUACAACCAAAAAAACAGAUAAAAUAUUUGUGAUCAAGACAGAUUUUUGCAGUUUCUUCUAGUACUAGUAGUUAUAGGUGCAAAAUUGCUCUUAAAUACAAUAAAACCUUAAUGUAGAUGUUACUUUGUGUUUCUUAAUUUAACUUUAUUUGUUGUAGUUAAAUGAUUCAGGAUAAUUGAUAGGAUCUAGUUUUCUCCUCUGCUUGUUGUGUAAAACUUUAAUGUUUGCCUUGUUUUACACUCAAAUAUCAUAUUACGUCACAUCCCUGAGUGCAGGUAUGUGAAAUAAGCACAGAUAGAGCAGAAAACUGGGUAUUAAAGUUAAAGAAUAGAUUAAAAACAGUUAAAAGAGGUGUCUGAUCGUCUCUCUCUGUGUCUCUCAGUGUCCCUCAGUGGAGCAGAUUUUGUCCCACUUUGGCUUCAACAAUGUGAGUCAGCUGACUGUGGGACAUCUGGGCAGGAUCUGCCCCGCCGUGUUGACCCAGGUGCUGCUGCCCUCCUGCCCCUUCACCGCCCCCAAGCCUGAGCCGACUACGCUCGACUACACUGGUGAGUUGCUUCAUCGUGUUAAAGGCUGGUUUAUUUGUUAAACCCCCUGCAAGUCAAAUAAUUCCCGGUUCACGGAGGUUUAAAGCCUUUGAUUGAGUCUGCCGGGACUUUCAUCCACAGUGACAGAUUAUUACUCUGUUACUGCGAAAACUGACGCUGCUGUUAGACUCUGUUUGUCUCUUUCUUUUUGAUUGUGAACUUUAACAACAAGAAGAUGUAGAUUUUCAUGGGAUUAGCUGUGGAGUUGCUGGUUCAAAUCCCUCCUCAUAGAUCUCCCUCUUCUCUUUAUCUUAUCUCUGUUGUUUCUCAUGACUGUUAACUGUCUGCUGCACCUGAAUGCUCUCAUAACAAACCAUUAAAUCCUGUAAAACACGAACAUAAAUCUUUUCUUUAUGGUAAAUGAACAACCACGUCUUUAGAUGUCUCAGUUUUCGUCUCACCACAUUGUCUGUCGCCUUUUUUAUCAUGAAAUUAUCUCCAUUUUAUUGUGUUUUUACCUUAAAAACCAUCAUGUGGGAUUGAUUACACAGCUGUCAUUGCCAAGGCUUAACACUGACUGCUGUUGUUGACUUUUUAAGCCGACAUGGAUUAUGUUGUGAAGUGUGGAAACACCUGUUGACCUCACAGCAGGACAAAUGUUCAGUCAGUGUGGACUGCUCCAUUGAGGUCCAAACACCCAGACUUUUAAUAACUUCCUUUUACACCCAAAAAUAAAUACUUAAUUUGUACGACACAGCUGAAACAGAACGCUUCAGUUUAUGGUGGUGUUAAAAUAUUCACUUGAUUGUUUGUUUUAAUUGAUUUUAAAGGGAAUAUUUUCAUUUAAAGCUCCUGUGAGGAGUUAUGAACCAGGCUGAAAUCAACAUAUACUGUAAUUCUUAAUACCUGGAACUGCUGUGAGGGGGUAGGUGCGCUAAAGAAACAGACUGUGAUGUUUUUCCAGAAUCAGAAUCAGAAUGCCCUUUAUUGUCAUCAUACUGAAAGUACAAUGAGAUUGAAGAGCUUCUCCAUUUCCAGGGCAAUAGAUAAAAAAAGAAAAUAGAGACAGAAUAAAAAGUACAAAAAUAGUUGUGAUAAAAAAGAAUAGGUACAGAUUAUCUAGGUUUAUAUAGAGGCUGAUCAAUCUCACUGUGAGGAGAUUUUCUUGUGAAUUAACAUCAUUUUUACAGGAACAAGACAAAAUCAGCUACAAUAGAGUUACCAUGUUGUCCACAGGGGGCGCCAAAAUCAAGGCAGAAAGUUUCUCACAGGAGGUUUAAGUUCGUGUUGUGUCGUUCAUGAAUGAUCGUUCAAAAGAACCCAGCUGUAGCAAGCUCUUAAAAAAGGCGCGACAGCAGAAGAUAGGGGCGUGUUGUGUUCAAGUGUACCUCGGAGAAAACAAACUUUUUUUUAACUCUGCUAAUUUGCCACCACAACAACUUGCGUACAGUGAACGAAUCACUCACUGAGCUUAAUUCACUGAGUAGAUAAACAACAUACCAUUGGACAGCACACUAAAAACAUCAUGAUUUAUAAACACGUUUGUUUUUACACACCUUUUUGUCAAAUCAACACAGCCACAACACUCGUCUCCUGGUCCCAGAAGAUAUGAUCUGAUCUGAAUCCUGAACCGUUCAGCUGUGUAUCAGUUCGGGAAGUCGGAGUCGCAGGCUCCUCCCACCAAGCGCGGAAUGAUUCGGUGAUUCGUUGAACAAAUCUUUUGAACGAAUCUUUUUAGUGAACUGAUUCUAGUGAUUCAGUACAUCUAAAAGGACUGCCGUGCCCAUCACUACUUCAAGUUACUUAAAGUAGUCGGCGACUAAGAGCGUCCUGCUGUUGCCUGGAUUGCAGGACAGGAUCUACAAAUAGAGUCGCUGUGAUUCGUGGGUUUGCAAUAAAACCGCUCAGAUCUGAUCCUGUUUGAACGUCCUGAUUGAUUCUCAUGUGUAAAUCUGGACUUUCCCCCUCCAUUCAUCUCAGUCCGGCUUAUCUGUCUCCACUCCUCGCUGUGAGAUAAAGACUAAAAAUCUCUGUCACCUCCUCUGGUGGUCCCGACUGUCCUAGUUUGACUCACAGAGCGGCUGACCUCUCGGAUUCACCGCCGUCAGACGCUCCUCCUCUGGGUUGUUGACACUGAUACAGCCAACUGUGACUGUUGUUCGUGAUGCACGCUGUUUUUCCCUCGCACACGUAACAGUAUUUCUCCUCUGAAAAUAAACACUGUAGGGUCUGUAGACGGUGUUUUUGAAGUGUAUGUUGAUAAAACUGUCAAUAUUUCUUUUAAAGACCUUAAAUCAACUAAAAAAAAACAACACUUUGGAACGACAAGGAAGCAGAAACACCAAAUCGAUCAGUCUGAUUGAUUAAAUAUGUCAUCCAUCUUGAGAAGGAAACACAAAGAUUUUAACACCCGUCCAUUAGUGACUGUUUACCCUCCAUAUCUGCCCUGACAGUGUGGGGUUAUGGAUUCCUGGCGGUCACUGUGAUCAACUUGGCGUCUCUUCUCGGACUCCUGCUGAUCCCCUUCACCAAGAAGUCUUACUUCCCCAAAGUGCUGACCUACUUCAUCGGCCUCGCCAUCGGGACGCUCUUCUCCAACGCUGUCCUCCAGCUCAUCCCAGAGGUUUGUAAGAGGUUAAAUAGUUCACAUGAUGAUCAAGAAGAACAAACGAAUCGUAUCUGAAGGUCUCACUGUCUUCCUGUGAACCCGCAGGCCCUCGGUUUUGAUCCCAAAGCCGACAACUAUGUGGCGAAUGCGGUUGGGAUAUUUGGAGGGUUUUACAUCCUCUUCUUCAUGGAGAAGAUCCUAAAAAUGGCGCUCAGGGUCGACAACGAGGUAAGAUAACAGAGUAAUCAGAGAGCUCGUGAUAUGAUUCAUUCCAGUCUUUGUUUAUCGGCUAAUUUGAAAAACAAAUUGCUGAUUACUGUGAAACAAACAACCGUGUACGCGACUCACGUGCAGUUUUUUAUUACUACUCUAAUCAUUUUACACUCGGAGCAGGAACACACGGAUCAGAGAUAGUGUCGAUCAGCAUCUGUAAGCUCCAAACCUAAAAGUGUUGACUUCAAGGUAAAGCAGGGGCACUAAAAUGGAGCAUAAUGGUGGAAAAAAUUGAUCUUAAAUACAAGAAAAGGAUCAAUUUACUUUAAUCUGACACUGAGACACGCUGAGAUUUGAACCACCUGCUCAUUCAUUAUGCUGCUUAUUACCUUCUUCUUCUUCUUCCUCAGUUGCCCCUCUGACAUGUGGCGUCCCCCAAGGGUCAGUUCUGGGUCCCCUGCUAUUCUCCCUCUAUAUGCUACAAUUGGGGUCCAUUUUUAGAAAGCACGGUGUUCCUUUUCACUGUUUUGCUGACGAUGUGCACGUGUAUUUGCCUGUUAAGGUGCAGGUCGUGUUUAACUGCUUGAAUGAUGUCAAGACAUGGAUGGAUCUUAACUUCUUAAAAUUAAAUGAAAACAAAACAGAGGUCAUCCUGUUCGGCCGCCCUGAACUUGGCUCACUUGCACCUUAUAUAGGAUCCCAUGCCAAGAAUCUUGGUUUCAUUAUCGAUGGUCAGUUUAAACUUGACAAACAGGUCAGCGCAGUGGUCAAAUCAAGCUUUUAUCAGCUGAGGCUUCUCGCAAAAGUUAAAUCCUAUUUAAUACAGAAGGACCUUGAAAAAGUUAUCCAUGCUUUUAUCACAUCUCGUUUAGAUUAUCAUAAUUCUGUGUACGUCGGCAUUGGCAAGUCAGAGCUCAACAGCAGCUCGUCUCCUAACUCGGACUAAGAAACGUGAGCACAUAACUCCGGUGUUUUCUUCUCUUCACUGACUCCCUGUUAGGUACAGGAUCGGUUUUAAGAUUCUUUUAUUUGUUUUGAAGUCUCUGAAUGGCCCCAGAAUAUCUGUCUGAUCUUGUUAAAUUGCGGCAGUCCUCCAGAGCCCUGAGGUCAGCUGAUCAGGUGGUUUUAGACAUUCCUCGAUCCUUUUUUAAAUCUAGAGGAGAUCGAGCAUUUUCUGUCAUGGCUCCCACUUUGUGAAACACUUUACCCCGACGGUGCGUACUGCUAACAGCCUUUCCAUUUUUAAAACACUUCUGAAGACGCACCUGGUCACUUUAGCUUUCAGGGAAGCAGUGUUGUUUUUGUUGACAAUGACGUUGACGUAAAACAACACUGCAGAAUACAUGUUUCGCAUUUGACUGACGAAAUGCCCAUGAAUUUUGCAACUCUGUUCAUCGUCCACCGCUAACAUUUUCGUCUCGUCGACGUAAACGCACAUUUGUCUCGUCAUAUUUUAGUCAUCUAGGACUUAUGUUUAGCUCGUCAAUGUCACCUUCAUCGUGAAAAAAAAAGGGGUGUUGAUGAAAUAUUUUCAACCAGUGUUGUUUUCAUUGACGAUGACGUUGACAAAAUAUUUUCGUCAACGUCAUUGUCAACGAAAACAACACUGCUGGGGAGGUAUAGUUACUUUUAUUUAUGUUUUUUAUAUGUUUUAUGCUUUUAUUGUUUUUAUAGUUUUUAUAGUUUCUGGCUAUUUUACCGUAAAGCACUUUGGUAGGCCAAGCUGACAUUGAUAUUGACCAAUACCUACCAAACCUUUCCAUUCAUUAAACUUUGCUUUUCCGUCUUUUCACUUGUUGGUUUCUCUCUUCUUUACUCCUGUGUUUUCUCCCUCUUUCAGCACGGACACAGUCACUUCACUCCCACCGAGACAAAUCAAGAAAACUCGCUCCAAAACGGGGACGUACUGGAUAAGAAGGACUCCAUUAUUUUGACCAACAUCAGCACCAUCGCCACGGACAAGCGCAGCCCGAGCCCGGAGCCCGCGCAUCCAAACGCGACACCUUCUCAGGUAACAUUUCGGGAUAAAGUCGUCUUUGCUUUUCACGAACUCUGGUCCUGACUCUGCAAACAUGUCAUAUUAACCCACUCAGCUGUGCACUCAGUCAUCUUUAUCUAAUGAGUGCCCAGUUAUUGGAAAAACAUAUCGUCUUAUCUGAAGUAAACAUGUGCUUGAUUGAAAUGUGCCAUCCAGCAUAGUCAGCGAUCACGGACACACCUUAUAGGUAUUCAUCAGGCUGUACGGUUAGAUUACAGCGUCUAAAACAUCUUAUCAGUUUGACAGUGUUCCAGUGACAGUGCGUGUCGUACAAAAGGUGCCAGCGUGCAAACAUAAACGGCAUUUUUAAGGGUGGUGGCGUUUCAGUCGGAUUUGGAUUUCCUGCUUCUGUUUUCGCAUCAGCUAACCCGAUCGAGCUGUUAUCAGGGACCAGAGCUGCUGUUAAUAUUUAACAGUUUAAUCUCUCCUGUCGUACGGAGGAGUCUGGCUUUAAAGGAAUCCAAACACUAAACAAACAGACAUACACAGAGGGAUCCAGCAGUGAAAUCAAGAUACAGGCCUUUAGAUCGUUUCCCCUCCUGGUAAAUGCAGGAAUUGUCCGGCCUGAGCACAAAGACUUCUUGUGUAGCUUCGACUAAUAAAAGGGGCGUUUUGUCACUGCAGAGUAUCUAAACCAAGACCCAAAGGCUCUGUUUAUGUCCGCAUGUGCUCAGGUUUCCCAUUAAAAACACUUAAUCCUUUUUAUUUGUCAUUAAAGAGUGCUGAUGGAAAUUCUCGGCAUUCAUUUGGGAAAAAUAUUUCCUCUAGCUGAGACCAGGUGGAUGUGCUUUUUACAUUAAAGCCUGCAGAGUUUAUGAAACUUUGGAUGACAUUGAUUGUUUGUCUUGGAGAAAUCCCCCAUUCACAUCUAAAACUCUGGCCUGAUUCUACUAAAUCCAGUGCAGACAUUUAUAUCUCCCUCAGGAUGAACGAGUCUACUGAUGUAACGGCUGAUUGUGAUCAAAUAACAUCCAUCCCCUCCAGUCUUUCUUCUGAUGUGUUGUUGAACACAGAGCUCCUACGAGGACUUUUUAGCCGGUUAUGAAACAGAUUGAAACUAAUUCUGAUGCCUCCAGAGAAACAACAGAAACAAACCAGACCAACAGAGACAUAACUGAUGAUUUCUAUCCAGACUGCUGUCCCUCUCAUCACCGGGACAGGAGGCUGGAGUCAGAUGAAGUUAAAGACCACAGACUAGAGAGCCUUUGUUUACAUUUUCAACAGACAAGAUUUGCAUAAAAAAACAACCUCUAAAAUUUACAAUGGAGUUUAAGGGCCAUGUAGAGCUGGGCGAUAUAGACCAAAAGUCAUAUCCCGAUAUAUUUAGGCUGAAUAUCGAUGUACGAUAUAUAUCCUGAUAUUGUUUUUGCAAAGUGAGAGCAAAUGUUAAGUCACAGUAAAAGCCAAAAAUGACAUGACAAAAUGACUCUAAUUCCAUUUCUCAUUUAAAAAUAUGUCGAUAUAUUUCUUAUACCGAUAUAUCGCCCAGUCCUAGGGCCAUGACAAUGUCAAGAAAUGAAAAUAAGUCGUAAUAUUACAAGACUACAUGUGUAAAAAGGCGUGAUAUCAUAAAAUAAAGUUGUAAUGUGGCUCCUGUGAUGAUGUAACGACAGGAGUGAUUUGCACAGGCAUACAUAAGAAAACGAAUCACCCACUUCAUAAGCGUGUCUGCUUCACCUUAACGCUGUUGUGGUUUUAGAUCAACAGAGUCAAAAUGUAUAAGGUUCGAGUCAGCAAUGCCAACUGCUCUGAAAAAUAAUGUUUGCUUUUUAUUUCUAAUAACGGCAAAACUAAUCCAAAAGGUUUAUUCGGUCUGACUGUGCAAUUUAUCAAUAAUUCUUAUGUCACAAUCAGUGUGGUUUUUAUUUUUAUUUUUUUAUCUUGACAUGUUUCAUCACAAACUUUCUUAAGUCUUCCUCGGUUGAGUCACAUGAUUUAUAUGACAACCAAACCUCCAUAAAUCAGCUGACAGACGGUCUAAACGUAAAUGAUAUUCACAGACAGCAAAGCUUGUACCAACCACCUCAUCAUCUCCAGGUUCUCUCGGUGCACUGGUGAUUUUUUUUUGUAUGUGGGGUUUUUCCACCUCUGCAUCAGUCUGUACAGGUGUGCUCCCUCUCUUUCUUCUGUCAAUACUGAGGCAGCCAAUCAGUGCACCUCAUUAUCAAAUCAUCCUUUUCCACUCAGGUCACUGCACCGAUGAUGAGGUUAGAAACUGAGAGGCUGCAGGUCCUUCACAGAGGAAACAUUUAUGAUGUUUUUGCGACAGGAGAAAUGUUCAACUUUCGCCCCCUUUCUUCUGGAUGAUUUGAACUUUGGGUUUUGAGCAUACAGUUGUCAUUGCUUCCUAUCUUUUUGACUCUAAAUCCACACAUGCCCGUGUUUACACAUGACUCAUCUUUGCUAAAAUCAAACAGUAGCAUGUCUCCCCCUGUGUGUCUUUAACCAGGAGGUCCAGGUGUCUGAUGUGAUGUGUCACUGGCUCCGUGGAAAACGCAUCUCCAGCAUCAAGACUGUGGCGUGGAUGAUCACUCUGAGCGACGCGCUCCACAAUUUCAUCGAUGGCCUGGCUAUCGGCGCCUCGUUCACCGUGUCCAUACUGACGGGGUUCAGUACGUCCACCGCCAUCGUGUGUGAGGAGUUUCCUCAUGAGCUGGGUGAGGAUUUUACCAUGUUUAAUGAAAUUCACAAGAGUUUUAUAACUUAAAAAGAGUAAAUUAGUGAGAAAAAAUCAGGAUGAGGGGUUUAAAAGAGGAGUUAUGUUUUCAGUCAAACUCAAAGGGCCGUCAGAAAUCUGUGAUCUUUAUUGACCUCUACUGGCAGACUGCAGUAUUACACCAAAACAUGUGCAGAGCAGUAUCUCAGGACUGGUGAUGUUUUUCCUUCAUAAAUAUAUUUAGUUUUUUUUAGCGAGAUCUAAACUAUUUGACCGAACAGCUUUAAAUUCACUCUUUAAUCUGUAGUUUCUAAUAGUUACCUUGUUGUGCGUUUGUUUUCUCCACAGGUGACUUUGUCAUCCUGCUGAAUGCCGGUAUGAGCGUCCCUCAGGCCAUUUUCUUCAACCUACUGUCGGCCGUCUCAUGUUACGUCGGUCUCGUGUUUGGCAUCCUCCUGGGAAGCAACUUUGCCCCCAACGCAAUCUUUGCCAUCGCAGGAGGAAUGUUCCUGUACAUUGCACUGGCAGACAUGGUGAGUCAGGUUACACCCGAGGACACUCCUCGCAUUCUCAUCGCUGCACUUUGUUCCCCCUCAGCACAUCAGACCCCUCUAGCUUACAAUUUUUAGAGUUGCAAUAGUAACGUUUGUUUUAUUUUGAUGGGAUAAAAUGCAAACAGUGCAUGGAUGUUGGCAAAUUCUUGUGAUACAAACCCUUUAGAAACUUAUCAGUCAACACUGUGAUUAAUUAUCUUUCAGCUCCUUGUUUUACUUUAUGCACCAAAGCAUUACUGUUUUAAUCUGGACUGCACUUGCCUACAUUAUAACAGCAUCAAAAUCGGCACAAACAGAAGUCUCAGAUCAACCGAGUGGCCUUAAACUCAACACCUUGUAAACAUGAUUGCUGUAACGGGAAAAAAUGUGUUUUUGGCAAAAAAAAGUUGGACUGAAAUGGAGUCUGGAGAGUGAGUAGCUUCUGUAUAGUGAUUUUUUUCAGCAUGGUGCAUUAUGGUACAUUAUGCUGCCAUCUCUAUGGACCUACAGGAUAGAUUCAAGAGGGGAUGAUAUGGUGUUAUUGGAGGAAUUUGGUUGGGUUGGCAUGUUUAAUUUCUGGAGAAAAAAAUGACUGAAUGGUUGUGAUAUAAGUAAAGAACGAAUAGAGUGCAAUGUUGUUGAGAAGUUUUGUAUUUUCCCAUUCUUGCUUCAGCUGUUUGAUAGUGUUUGGUCUCUUAUGAUGUGUCUUACGUUUCAUUAUCUCAAGUUUUAAUAACACUGUGAACUUUUUGAGAGUUUUGAAGUUUUGUGUUUUCCCAUUCUUGCUUCAGCUGUUUGAUAGUGUUGGGUCUCUUUUGCUGUGUCUUCAUUUUCAUAAUGCAUCAAAAAGUUUUAAUCAGAAUCUUCCUCUGUGGCAGGAUGUGGUUUGACAUUAUCUUGCUAAAAUAUUCUAGUUUAUCCCUAAAAAAGGCAUCAUCUGGAUGUCAGCAAAUGUUUCUCUAAAACUUGUAUAUGCAGUUGGGCAUUAAUGGAGCCCUAACAGGUGUAUAAGCGAGCCUAUCCCAUGUUCACUUAUGCUUCUCUAUCAGUCUGGAAAAGGUGCCAGCAUUUCUGCAUCAUGUUUAUAUAUUGUUUCCUCUUUGCAUGGGGCAGUUUAACCUCCAUUUGUGGAUGCAACACCAUAAAGUGUUUUGGAAUUGAUUCUGAGCCUAUGCAGUGAUUUCCACAACAGAGACAUUCAUUGCUUUCAAUACAGUCCCAAAUUUUUUAUGCACAGGAAAAACUUGUUCGUACAAUCAUUUGUUUUUGAAGGAUUUCAUGCAGAGUUACUUUAGAGGCCUGAAAAUGUACAUGUGUCCACAAACUGACAGUAUCACACUCUUUCUAUAUGUCACAACACAUCGCCCUUGUUUUCACUGCUACACAAUGAGGCCACUGUAUGUCUUUGUCUGUAAAAGAGAUGUUAGAGACAGAGAUCUGAUUGUCGUUGUUUUCGUUCUCAGUUUCCAGAGAUGGACAGUAUAGCGCGGGAACAGAAGGGUACGUCCACCAAGAUCAUCUUCUUCCUGAUCCAGAAUGCAGGGCUGCUCACUGGGUUCACCAUCAUCCUGCUGAUCACCAUGUUUGCAGGAGAGAUCAACCUGGGCUAGGAGGAAGGAAAGGAGGAACAUUCAAGAACAAAAACAAAAAACUGGAAAUAAAACAAGCUGCUUUCAUUUCUGCUUACUCAGGGGGCAGGAAAGUGAAUCUAAGGUGAAUGUUUUGUACAAACAAAACCAAAUGUUUAAAGGGAAAUAAUGCUUUUAUAUCUUUUGACUAUCAAUGUAGUUUAUUCACUGCAAAAAAAGGGAAAAUCUGUACAAUCAUUUGAUGUGUGAACUCUAGUCAAAUUUGUUUUUAUGGAGACAAUAAAUUAUUUUUUCAGUCUUCAUACAAAGUGACAUACUUUGUAUAUUUCUUGUUGCUCGUGAUGCUGUCGUGUAAAUUGAAAUAAGCUGUUGUUGUUACAGUUCUUCAGCCCUGACAGUUUCUGUCAGUGACUCAAUGAUAUUUUAAUUUAAAAAUGUAAAACCAAAACACCAAAGGCAAGUUGAAUUAUCCCUCACUCAUGGACAUUUGCAUUUCCCAACGAUAAACUUCAAAGGUUAAGCAUCAUUUUUCAACUGUCUACGAGGUAUUGAAAAAAAUUGUGAUAUAUCUCUUCACGUAAACACCCGUUGGUACAUUUCAGAGAUUAUUAAAAUAUCAUAAAGGUCCAUGUAUUAUCCGUCCAUCCAUUUUUUAAAACUUUAUUACUGAGUUGAAUAAAUGGGAUUUAUGUCUACUUAGGGCUUCCACAUAAAGGAGAGAAAUGUGGAGAAACAAGCUUCCUUUGGCCUUCAUAAACAGAAAUCUCCAUAAACAGACUAUAUAAUCGAUAUUUCUGGUGUCAAAUACAACAAAUCAACUGCCAUUGUCAAAUAAAAGCAAUGAAAAAUGAUCAAA